This is a messenger RNA of Anneissia japonica, 1326 nucleotides long. RefSeq lists its product as uncharacterized. Gene Ontology annotation, molecular function: nucleic acid binding. The transcript has a single exon. The record is from RefSeq and is a predicted model, not a curated record. Gene Ontology annotation, biological process: DNA integration. NCBI's taxonomy places the organism in Eukaryota, Metazoa, Echinodermata, Crinoidea, Comatulida, Comatulidae. Bases 1 to 1326 code for a protein of 441 amino acids.
AUGGUUACCAAGCAUUGGCCUGCAUCUAAUGCAAAACUUGAAGAAAUUGUUCGAGAGACAACUAAUGAUAAAAUGUUAACUAUUAUUUCUUCCUAUGUAAAUCAUGGUUGGCCUAAAUAUGCUAAAGAUGUAACGGAAGAUAUUAAACCAUUUUGGGAUGUUCGAGAUCAAAUUAGUAUGAUUGAUGGUAUUUUGACCUUUGGUGAGCGCAAAAUUAUUCCUAAAAUACUGCAAGUGGAGAUGCUGUCGAGAAUUCACCAGGGACACAAGGGAAUAACAAAAUGCCGACUUCGUGCUAAAGAAGCGAUUUGGUGGCCUUCAAUUGGGAAACAUUUUGCUGAAUUUGUAAGCAGGUGUGAACAUUGUACAAGUAAACAAUCAUCACAAAGGGCAGAACCACUGAUUCAGUUUCCACUUCCAAAUCGUCCAUGGCAACGCAUUGCGUGUGAUUUGGCGGAAGUAGAUGGUAAACAGUAUUUGAUAGUAGUGGACUGUUAUUCGAAAUGGAUUGAAAUACAUGCUAUGCAUAAAACUUCGUCCGCUGCUGUGAUUAACGUUUUGAAAGUUGACUUUGCUCGUUUUGGUAUUCCGGAAACAGUUAUCACCGAUAACGGUCCUCAGUUUUUGGGAGAAUUUCGUCAAUUUGCACAAGAUUACAACUUUGAACAUGUCACUGCUAGUUCAUACCAUGCUCAAGCAAAUGGGCAAGCAGAGAAAGCAGUGCAUAUUUCAAAGAACAUUCUUAAACAAACUGAUUACCUUUCAGCUUUAAUGGCUUAUCGAUUAACACCAAUACCUAGUUUGGGUUUGAGUCCUUCUGUAUUACUGAUGGGAAGAGAGAUACGAACAACUCUACCUCAACUACCUGUGAAACUCAAACCUUAUACACCAAACCAGAAAGACAUUCGAGCGGCUGAUAAAUCAUAUAAGCGAAAAGGGGAAGUGUAUUAUAAUUCAAAAUAUGGUGCAAGAAAUUUGAAAGAACUUAAACCGGGUGAUAAAGUGAAAAUUAAAUCUAAACAUGGGUGGGAGUCCACUGGAAGAAUUGUUAAAUGUGCUGGAACGCCUCGUUCAUAUAUUGUUGAAGUGAAUGGGAAAACGUAUAGGAGAAAUCGACGUAACAUCUUGUAUGCGCCGCAUUCAUCAAUUUAUUCAGAUACUGAAUUUGAUUUUGAUACUCAACUUAGUUGCAAUGUACAGCCAGAUGAACCGAUGAUAUUAAGGGAUGUGCAAUCAUCUACACAGGAGACUACACAGGGAGUCUUACGACGUUCUUCUAGGCGACAGACUGUACCAGUCUGGCAUUCGGAAUAUGUUAUGAACUAA